AUGUUUUGCAUAGGGGCAGCUGCAGCUGCUGCAGCGGCGACGCUCCCCUCCCCCUCUCUGUCCUUCCUCCUUGAAUGGAACGGCAGCGUUGCCGGUGAUGGCUCAUGGCUUGGCGGCGACGCUCACCUCCCCCUCUCCAUCCUUCCUCUUGUGAAUGGAACGGCAGUGUCAUUUCUCUAUCCUUCCCCCUCCCUUUCUCUGUCCUCUCUCUGUGAAUGGCGUCGAGCGUGCAGGGAUGACUCACGGCGCAGCGGAAACAGACCCGAGCUCAGAUCGCCACUGCAACGACGUACUGAUGCAGUGGCGUCGCCACAAAAUCAAAUCCCAAUCCCUAAAUUGAAACCGGCGGGCAAAGAACGAGGAGCCGAGGAGGGAGACGAGGCGAGCACAGGAAAUACACGAAGGAUCAGGUCAGGUGCUAUCCAACGUAGAGUCAUUUCACUCCUUCGGUCGAAAUACUUUACCGUUAAGAAUCGGAUAAGCGUCUCGUGGUCCGUGGAUGGUGUUGAGGUGCUCGUUCGGAAAUUCGGAAUCGGAGUGAGCAAUAUGUUACGCCAAGAGACUAAUGGUGAAGAAAGACGGCUUAAUAGGGAUGAAGAGGAUGAGGAGGAGGAAAAUGAUAGGGGUCGUGAUGCAUGGGAGAGAACUUAUGCAGAUGAGAGAUCUUGGGAGUCUCUGCAAGAGGAUGAAUCUGGACUCCUUCGCCCUAUUGACAACAAAACCCUCUACCAUGCUCAAUAUCGUCGACGCCUUCGCACUGCAACUUCUGCUCGAAUUCAGAAGGGCCUUAUUCGCUAUCUAUACGUUGUCAUCGAUCUCUCCCGGGCAGCAACAGAGAUAGACUAUAAACCAAACCGAAUGGUCGUGGUUGCUCGACAAGUGGAGGCUUUCAUCAGGGAGUUCUUUGACCAAAAUCCUUUGAGUCAAAUUGGUCUGUUAACCUUAAAAGACGGGGUCGCUCAUUGCCUAACAGAGCUUGGUGGCAGUCCUGAGUCUCAUAUCAAAGCAUUGAUGGGUAAGUUGGUGUGCUCAGGUGAUGCCUCCCUGCAAAAUGGCUUAGAUCUCGUGCACAGCCUUCUCAAUCAAAUCCCAUCAUAUGGUCACCGUGAAGUCCUUAUUCUGUACUCCGCUCUUAGCACUUGUGAUCCAGGUGAUAUAAUGGAAACAAUCCAAAAGUGCAAGUCAUCUAAGAUUAGGUGCUCAGUAAUCGGUCUCUCUGCUGAGCUCUACAUAUGCAAAUAUCUUUGCCAAGAAACUGGUGGAUCAUACUCUGUUUCCUUGGAUGAGCCUCAUUUAAAAGAAUUAGUGCUCGAGCACGCUCCACCACCUCCAGCUAUAGCAGAAUUUGCAAUUGCGAAUUUGAUCAAGAUGGGUUUUCCACAAAGAGCAGCAGAAGGUGUUAUCUCAAUCUGUUCGUGUCAUAAAGAGGCCAAGGUUGGUGGAGGCUAUACUUGUCCAAGAUGCAAAGCACGCGUUUGUGAGUUGCCUACCGAAUGUUGUAUAUGUGGACUGACCCUUGUUUCCUCACCCCAUUUGGCAAGGUCGUAUCAUCAUCUAUUUCCUAUUACGCCAUUUGAUGAUGUAGCGCCAUCAGUUUCUAGUGAUCCACACAAAGUGCCAAAAAAUUGUUUCGGUUGCCAACAAAGUCUCCUAGCUCCUGGAAAUUUGCCAGGUCUAUCUGUUACUUGUCCGAAAUGCAAACAACAUUUCUGUCUCGAUUGUGACAUUUACAUUCAUGAGAGCUUGCACAACUGCCCUGGCUGUGAAAGCUUCAAACAUUCGGAGUCUCAAUAG
Molecule: messenger RNA, 1794 nt
Organism: Fraxinus pennsylvanica
Lineage: Eukaryota; Viridiplantae; Streptophyta; Magnoliopsida; Lamiales; Oleaceae
Source: the annotation of a GenBank genome assembly